Messenger RNA from Dichotomopilus funicola, 828 nucleotides. RefSeq lists its product as uncharacterized. The record is from RefSeq and is a predicted model, not a curated record. Gene Ontology annotation, cellular component: ribosome; mitochondrial small ribosomal subunit. Gene Ontology annotation, biological process: mitochondrial translational initiation; translation. Lineage: Eukaryota; Fungi; Ascomycota; Sordariomycetes; Sordariales; Chaetomiaceae. Gene Ontology annotation, molecular function: structural constituent of ribosome. The coding region runs from base 1 to 828 and encodes 275 amino acids. The transcript has a single exon.
AUGGAGCUCCGCCCAGUCGUCUCGGUCUGCCGUUCGGUAGCGACAACAGCAGCGAGGCCAUCCCUCGCUAUCACGACCCGACCGUCACCAUUACCAUCGGCCCUCGUCCUCCUCCAACGCCGCUCCUUCACCCCCAACACCAACAACCAGCGGCCCGCCGAAGCCACAGCCACGGCCACAUCCACCUCCCCCUCCUACACCACCAGCAACCCCAGCAGCAGCCCAAGCCGCCUAUCCCCACUGCUGCCCCCGCGCCCACCCCCGGCCCAAGCCGGCAGCAGCAACAGCGCAGCAAGAAGCGGCUGGGCCAACCCCAAAUCCGCCCUCAACAAACAACGCCUCUUCGACAACACCACCACCACCUCUCCCACCUCCCCCCUCAGCGGCCUCGGCGGCAAAACCCAACUCCGCGGCGGCCUAGGCCUAAACAGCGGUCUCGGCAGCGGCAGUUCCUUCCUGGACCGCAUCGCCAAAGACACCGACCGCAGCACCACCCCCGGCGGCGGCGCGGCAGGACGCUACACCAUGUGGGGCGACACCACCCUGGGACGGUACGACCUGGCACCCGAACCCUCCCUCCGCCUUCGGCCGGCGACGGGUCGCACGAUUGAUUUGCAGGGGCGGGUGGAUUUGGCAAGGGGGUUGAGGAUGUUGGAUCGGAUGGUGGGGCAGAAUGGGAUUCGGAAGAUGGUGAGGUUGGCUAGGGCGCAUGAGAGGCCGGCGUUGAAGAGGAAGAGGUUGUGGAGGGAGCGGUGGAGGAGUCGGUUUAAGGAGGGGUUUCAUGCUGCGAAGUGUCGGGCGCUGGAGUUGAAGAGGCAGGGGUGGUAG